AUGCUGACAGAAAUAGUUGACAAGUCUUCCCAUGUGGAUGCAUUUUCUCAGUCUCAACUGACUGUUCAAGAGAGAGAUCAUCUGGGAUCUAACAGAGUCUUCCAUCAGAAACUCAGUGGCGGUCUUCUUUCCUUCCCACAUCUGGAAGGUCAAGCAAAGCAUGGUUUGGUUGCAGACACUGCAAACCCUUCACCCCUUGAAUGCAGCCUGCCUCCGAUAACGAAUAAGAGCUUGAAGAACAUCCUCCCCUCUCUUCAGGAAAAUGAAACUCGAGGCAAUUUUUCUGAAUUUAAUGUUCCGAACAGUCUUCCUGAAAGUGAUACCAGAGCCCAGACAAAGCCAUCAGAACUGGAAAGCACCAGCAUCAGUGUCAAACUGCCUAUGACAGCUUCAGAAGCCUUGAAAAAUUUUAGAAACCGGUUAACUAUCUAUGAGCAAAAAGAAAUUUUCAAUUAUACAGAGCUAUGGUUUCUUGGGCUGGAAGCUAAAAAGAUUGAAGGUUUGCCUGAGACCCAGAAUAAUAAUUGUUACGAUGAUGAGCAUGGUUCCUACUUAAAGGUUUUACAUGACCACAUUGCGUACCGAUAUGAAGUGUUGGAGGUGAUUGGGAAAGGGUCGUUUGGGCAGGUGGCUAAAUGCUUGGAUCAUAAAACCAAUGAAUUAGUGGCAUUGAAAAUUAUAAGGAAUAAGAAAAGAUUUCACAGCCAGGCUUUGGUAGAAGUGAAGAUCCUUGAUGCUCUUCUGAAGAAGGACAAGGAUGAUACUCACAAUAUCAUCCACAUGAAGGAAUACUUCUACUUUCGCAAUCACUUCUGUAUUUCCUUUGAACUGCUAGGAAUAAAUUUGUAUGAGUUGAUCAAAAGGAAUAAUUUCCAAGGUUUCAGUUUGUCUUUAAUUCGACACUUCACUCAGUGUGUGCUGAGAUGUUUACAAGUGCUUUACCAGGAAAGAAUCAUUCACUGUGAUCUGAAGCCUGAGAACAUAUUAUUAUACCACAAAGGCCAAGGUUCAGUUAAAGUUAUUGAUUUUGGAUCAAGCUGCUAUGAACACCAAAGAGUGUACACCUAUGUUCAGAGCCGGUUUUAUCGCUCGCCUGAAGUGAUUCUUGGUCAUCCUUAUGCUAUGGCUGUUGACAUGUGGAGCUUAGGCUGUAUCAUGGCUGAACUUUACACAGGCUACCCACUGUUUCCAGGGGAAAAUGAAAUUGACCAGCUUGCCUGCAUCAUGGAGGUCUUGGGUCUUCCACCAGCUGAUUUUAUCCAGGCUGCAUCAAGGAAGAGAACGUUCUUUGAUUCAAAAGGUUUUCCUAAAUCCAUAACUAACAGCAAGGGCAAAAAGAGGUGCCCAGACUCCAAGGAUUUAAGCACAGUGUUGAAAACCCAUGAUGCUGAUUUCUUGGACUUCCUGAAAGGAUGCCUAAUGUGGGAACCUUCCCUGCGCAUGACUCCAGAUGAAGCGAUGAAGCAUGCAUGGAUCCAGGAACCAAAAAUAUACAGGGCAAAACAGAAAACACAGACUUCAAGGAAGCUGAGCGAUGGCUCUUUGUCUACACCAGAAAAGAAAAAAGAGAAUAUUCAAAAUAUCUGGAAAGAUAUGGCUGACAAUGUGGAAAGUGAACUGGCUGAAAGACUGACUCCCAUUGUGCCCUCCACAGGCACAACAGAAAAUGAUGUGCAGAACACAAGGAAAUAUGUUAUUCCAGAGAAACAUUUGGAAACCCAAAUGGAAAAGCCUAUAAAAAAUUAUCGAGCAGAACACAGUGGUGAAACAGCUCUUCCAAAAAAUUCUCUGUUUUUCCCACCAAUUAAGUAGUACACAGCACCAGUGAUGAUUGGUUCAGUUGCAUACCUGGUAUAUUUUGUAGGUAUUAUUUGUACUCAGGAAUAUAAGCUGUAUCUGUCUGUACAUGGGCUGUGCAGAUUCUAAGUAUAUUUAAUGUUCAUUUUACCCUCACAUAGCCCAGGCAACCAAAACGGCAUUUUAAAACCAUUUCUUUUCCUCAUCUACAUCCUUUUUGUGAUCAGAGAUCCUUCACAACCAGCAGCAAUAAAAUGGAGACUGUAAAGAUGGA
This is a messenger RNA of Tauraco erythrolophus (red-crested turaco), 2071 nucleotides long. RefSeq names its product dual specificity tyrosine phosphorylation regulated kinase 4 (gene DYRK4). Gene Ontology annotation, molecular function: protein serine/threonine/tyrosine kinase activity; protein serine/threonine kinase activity; ATP binding. The record is from RefSeq and is a predicted model, not a curated record. Gene Ontology annotation, cellular component: cytoplasm; cytoskeleton; nucleus. Gene Ontology annotation, biological process: peptidyl-threonine phosphorylation; peptidyl-serine phosphorylation. Lineage: Eukaryota; Metazoa; Chordata; Aves; Musophagiformes; Musophagidae.